Molecule: messenger RNA, 651 nt
Organism: Aspergillus aculeatinus CBS 121060
Lineage: Eukaryota; Fungi; Ascomycota; Eurotiomycetes; Eurotiales; Aspergillaceae
Exons: 1
Coding region: 202-543 (113 amino acids)
Source: RefSeq, a predicted model, not a curated record
CGUUGUUGACAUUCCUGCCAGGUUGCCUGCCUGCCUGUCAUGCUGCAUUGGGCUGAAAAGCGGCCUUCCCCCCCCCCAAAAGCAACGUGGUUGUUUUGCCAAGGAAACAGAGACAACAAUCACGAAGAAACGAAAGCAAAGAAGAUAAAAAAAAUCAGCAUACCUCAAAGAUAAUCAUUUUGGCUGGUGAGGCGGGUGAAGAUGAAAAGAGAUGGGAAUGAAGGUAAAAAGAGACGGGGCUGGAAAAGAAAGGAAGGGAAAAGGAAGAGGAGAAAAAGAGGGGAAGAGUUGAAGAUUAAUAUUGCUUUUAGUGGCGCUGUUUUCCCUCCAACUUUGGUGGGGUCGUUUUUUUUUUUCUCGCUGGCUUUUUUUCCCUUCCAAUUUUCCUUCUUUUCCCUCGAGGGGCAAAACGGAUACGCUAACCGGAUUGGGCCGUGGUCGAUUUGUCUCGGCCUGAGAGGGAAAAUGCAUCAGAGAACUGGAAAGAGUCUGGAGUCUGCAGUGGAAAAGUCCGAUGGCAAAUCUGAUAUUGUGCUUGUGUAGAACAGUGGGGUUGUUUUCUAUAAUGGGAGAGAGUGGUUGCUGUGUCUUUUGAAUUAUGAGUACUUUGGAGGUAAGAUGGAGAUUGUUUGCUGCAUAAUGUCUACAGGU